Molecule: messenger RNA, 598 nt
Organism: Quercus robur (English oak)
Lineage: Eukaryota; Viridiplantae; Streptophyta; Magnoliopsida; Fagales; Fagaceae
Product: snakin-2-like
Exons: 3
Coding region: 59-364 (101 amino acids)
Source: RefSeq, a predicted model, not a curated record
CAGGUUUUCAACUUCCAAAUUAACGAAUGUAGCAAGCUCUAGCUUCAAGUCAUCCGCCAUGGCCAUUUUAAAGGCUUUAAUUGCUUUUAUUCUCAUUUCCAUUCUCGUUUUCCAUCUCGUUGAAGCUGAUCAAAUGGUGAACACAGCAGAUACAACAAAGGGUUCUCCCAGUAAAAAAAUAGAUUGUGGAGCAGCAUGUAGUGCAAGGUGUCAGUUAUCGUCUAGGCCAAACCUGUGCAAGAGGGCUUGUGGGACUUGCUGUGCUCGCUGCAGCUGUGUCCCUCCAGGCACUUCCGGCAACCGUGAUGUAUGCCCCUGCUACGCCACCAUGACCACCCGUGGUGGCCAACUCAAGUGCCCUUGAAAAAUUAUAUAUCACAUCAGCCUUGCUAAUUUUUUUUUUUUUUUUUUUAGAGAUAAUUACAACAUGCUGCUAAUCCCGCAGUUCGAACCCUUUCUCCCCUAGACCCCCCAAGCACUUUGGCAUCAGCCUUGCUAAUUGGUUGUGUUGGUAUUUGAAAAUAAAGUUGUGUACUAAUAUAGAUGCAUAUAUCACUUUGUAAACAAGCUAUUAAAAGAAUGGUUGAAUUUUUAUUUA